Lycium barbarum (goji berry) is the source of this 2513-nucleotide messenger RNA. RefSeq lists its product as uncharacterized. The transcript has 3 exons. NCBI's taxonomy places the organism in Eukaryota, Viridiplantae, Streptophyta, Magnoliopsida, Solanales, Solanaceae. The record is from RefSeq and is a predicted model, not a curated record. Gene Ontology annotation, molecular function: protein binding. Bases 308 to 1957 code for a protein of 549 amino acids.
CUUGAAGCUUCAUAUAUAUAAGACCUCAGCUAGGCUGCUAUUGUUGAUAAGCGUAAGUCGUAACUAAGCAACUCGUACUUCGCUUUCACGACCGGAAAUCACUGCUAAAACGGUACCGUCUUAAGCUUCACCGGUGACAGUGCCUAUUAUUACUACGUUUUGGGAUCUCGAGUUAACAAAAAAAAAAAAAGAGAGAGAGAGAGAGAGAGAAGGAAAGGUUAAGCCUUUUUGUGGAUCCGAAUCAAAAGGGUUCUACUUUUUUUUCACCCCCAUAUAAUCUCUGAUUAAUAAUUUUCAGUUCAAAAAAAUGGGUGUGAAAGUUGCUACAACAUGUUUGCAAUGGACUACUCAACCUUUUGUUCCUCACUCACCUUCUUCUUCUCAAACAUUUGCUUCACCAAUUUCUUCAAAAAAACGUAGUAUUAGUAACAAAGGGUCUCUUAUUUGCCGUUAUGUUCAUAGGCUUGACCAAUCUGCUCUUUUGGAUACCCAAUCAUUGAACCUAUACAGAUCUAAAUCUUGUGACAUACCCAAACCAAGAACUAGAACUAUUAGAAGGGCUAAUAGUACUAGUGCCAGCUUAGAUUCAUUUUCAGAUGAAGAAUUUUCUAAGGAAAUUCAAGAAUUGGCCUUGAAAUUCCAAUUCUCAGACGUCGAAAAUCCCAGUACAACAAGGUCUCAGCGCGAAGUUAUUGAAAGUGUUAGCAGUGAUGGUGGUCAUGAUAUUAAGUUUUUGGAGAACCAAAGGCCAUUUGAUCCACUAGAACAACCUGAUUGGCCUGAAAGAGACGAGAUAAUUCCUGCUAAUAUCGAAUGGAAGGCGAAUAGUGUGGAUCUUCCUUUUUCUCUUAGGAUUAUAAAGAGAAAAAAACAAUGGCAAGAUGGGAUUAGAGAAGCAGGAGAAUCAGCCUACUGUUCUGUGAAAAAAGCGUUUUCGAAUAUGGUGUUCAUAAUAAGGGAACUGCAAAGCUAUACUUUGCAGAUGAGGGAAAUGUUGUUUUAUGAAGAUCUACAAGGGAUAUUAGUGAGAGUACAAAAGGAAAUGCAUGCAUCUUUUGUGUGGUUAUUCCAGCAAGUAUUUUCACAUACACCAACUUUAAUGGUAUAUGUGAUGAUACUGCUUGCAAAUUAUAGUGUUCAUUCUAUGGCAAGUAGUUUUGCUAUUGCUGCCACACCACCACCACUUACCGAAAGUGUUUCAACUUUAGAUGAGAGUAAUUUGAACCAAAGAUUUGAUUCUUCAACACUUAAGACAUUUUCAGUGUCAUCUUCUUCAAGUGGGAAAACUACUUCUAUUGGUGGAAACAAUGGAGGUGGUGGGACUUACAAGCCAAUUGCUAGUGGAAACGAUGGCGAUGGGACGUUCGACAGACGUAUGUUAACCAAUGGGAUUUCUUCAAUUGGGAGCAGUAGGGUCAGUGAAGAAGAGUGUGUAUCUGGUCAAGAAACAAGGGAAGAAGAGUUGCAGAUUUGGAAUUCAAUUGUACAUGAGGCUUCAAAGAUGCAAGCUUCAAUGAGAGAUGAAGCCUUGGAUCAUGAAACCAUGCAGAGAUUUGUGUCACCAAUACAUGCAAAUAUUGAAGUUGAUGAUUAUGCUGAUUAUUUCAGAACAGAGUUGCUGUAUCAAAUGGGACUAACUCAAGAACCUCAAAAUACUCUUUUGUUAGCCAAUUAUGCUCAGUUUCUUUUCUUGGUAGCUCAAGAUUAUGACAGAGCAGAGGAGUACUUCAAGAAAGCAGCAGAGGUGGAGCCAAAGGAUGCAGAGGCAUUGAAUAAGUAUGCAACUUUUCUAUGGCAAGUAAGGAAGGACCUUUGGGCUGCAGAAGAGACUUAUCUUGAAGCCCUAGCUGCAGAACCAGACAACUCAUUUUAUGCAGCUAAUUAUGCUAAUUUUCUAUGGAAUACUGGUGGUGAAGAUACUUGUUUCCCACUCGACUCCCCUGAUACUGAUAUUUAAUCCCAAAAACCCAUAAAAGAAAAGAAAAGAAAGAUGAUUGAUUAAAGAGAAAAAUGAAGGUGUAGGACAAAAUAACAGCAUAAGAGAAAAAAAUAAAGGGAUAGCAAGAAGGGUUAUGCCCAAGAUAAUUUUGGUUUGCAACAUGUGAACUGCUCUCUUGGAAUUUCCCUUUUGUUUGUUAAUUGCUGGACAGUGGUGUUGUGGAGACAAGGAAGAGCAAGUAGGGUGACGUGGAGUUGUUAAUUAACAACCAUCCCUUUGGCCUUAUUUUCCUACUACUUUCUAGUAGUAAUAUGAUGAUACAGCUCCUCUUGAGGUGUAAAUUCAGCAAGUCUUUUCUUUAGAUCAGAGAAAAGUCAGAGGGUCUUGCUUGGGAUCUUUUCUGUUUUCUUUAACAGUUUUUCCUCUCUCUCUCUCUCUCUCUGUUUUUUUUUUUUUUUUUUAUAGUUCACAUGGCCAAAUUGUAAUUAAACUUUUGUUAAUAGAUAAUUGCAAUUUUUUUUUUUUGUAACUUCUGUAGCUUGCUGAAUAACAUCAUGCAAUGGUUUUGGUCUUA